AUGUUCUUCCUCAAAGAGGAAACCAAGGUCGUCACCCUGCACCCCUCCUUUUUCGGACCCAAUGUCAAGGAAUACCUCAUCAACCGCCUGAACGAAGAAGAAGAGGGACGAUGCACGGGUGAUCAUUUCGUGAUUUGUGUUAUGGACAUGGUGGAUAUUGGCGACGGGCGAGUGAUACCGGGUAGUGGACAGGCAGAAUAUACCAUCAAAUACCGCGCGAUCAUAUGGAAGCCUUUCCGAGGGGAGACAGUCGAUGCUAUCGUGACUUCGGUCAAACCUACCGGUAUCUUCACACUCGCUGGCCCUCUGUCAGUAUUUAUCGCGCGAAAAAAUAUACCUUCAGAUAUCAAAUGGGAGCCUGGCACCGUACCGCCCCAAUAUACAGAUCAUGCAGAUCAGGUUAUUGAGCGCGGGACGAGUCUGCGGUUGAAGAUACUGGGUGUGAAGCCGGACGUGUCUGCGAUUAAUGCGAUUGGCACGAUUAAGGAGGAUUAUCUUGGGUAA
Talaromyces amestolkiae is the source of this 504-nucleotide messenger RNA. RefSeq lists its product as uncharacterized. Gene Ontology annotation, cellular component: RNA polymerase II, core complex; P-body. Gene Ontology annotation, biological process: positive regulation of translational initiation; positive regulation of nuclear-transcribed mRNA poly(A) tail shortening; transcription initiation at RNA polymerase II promoter. Lineage: Eukaryota; Fungi; Ascomycota; Eurotiomycetes; Eurotiales; Trichocomaceae. The coding region runs from base 1 to 504 and encodes 167 amino acids. The record is from RefSeq and is a predicted model, not a curated record. The transcript has 2 exons. Gene Ontology annotation, molecular function: single-stranded DNA binding; single-stranded RNA binding; translation initiation factor binding.